Messenger RNA from Guyanagaster necrorhizus, 964 nucleotides. RefSeq lists its product as uncharacterized. The record is from RefSeq and is a predicted model, not a curated record. Lineage: Eukaryota; Fungi; Basidiomycota; Agaricomycetes; Agaricales; Physalacriaceae. The transcript has 5 exons. Bases 26 to 964 code for a protein of 312 amino acids.
CUCCCUAACACCACCAGCUUAGACCAUGGCACCGACGACAUCUAAAAAGAUUAUCGCUGCCACCGCGUCGUCGCGAUCUCGAGUCAAGACCGUAAACAGCACUCCUAGUCGAUCCACCAAUUCGACAUCGAUUCCCCUUGGGAAACCCAGCCGUCCAGCAUCCUUCAGCCACCGCAGUCUCGAGGAGCGCAUCGCGGUCCUGGAGGCGGAUCCUUUCGUCGACAUGUCCCGGUCGACAAAAUAUGGAGUAUUUUGUAUUAGACCGGGGUGCGAUGGCCAAAAUGUCAAGUUAGACAAGCGAGCUUCGUACCAGCUCUCGAACUGGGACAAGCACUGCAGGAGGAAACACGGCAACGCCGUCAAACGAGACCCUGAGAAAAGUCAAGAAGGCGAGGUAGGACCGUCCUCAGGCGAUGCGAGGCCAGAGAAAGUGGGUGGCAUGUCCUUUGUCGCCACAUUCAGCUAUUCUGAUGAUGUCCUCCCCAUAGAAAAAUGCAAGACGACGUGUGCGUACGGAGCCUCCGAAGACUACGAAGACUACGAUGGCGCCGGCGCCUCGAAGAGGGCGUGUGAUAAGAGCACUCCCCACAGAAGGCGUGUUGCCACCGGUCCUUGGCAGGAAACUCGCGAGGGUAGGAGUCAAACCCCUUUGGCUAUGCGAAGGCUUUGUGUCGAUGACGGUCUAUGUUACCAUGGAGUAUCUGAAUGGCUGCUUAAGAGUAGCCCGAGACAGCCCAUCGCAUGGUCUGCAGACCCAAAGACGCAGGAGCUCCAAAGAAAGUACAUGCUGAAAUCAACGAUAGUACAACCACCUCCGCUGCCUGUUACACCCAAGAAGACUCCAAGCGAGAAAUGCGGUACUGUGGCACUGAAUCCUCGAGUUGCAUUGAACCCCAUGACUGAGUUCCAAGAGUGGGAUUUCAAGCUGCACAUGACCAUCAACUGCCAGACAUUAUAUGGUUAG